This is a messenger RNA of Megachile rotundata (alfalfa leafcutting bee), 4229 nucleotides long. RefSeq names its product polypeptide N-acetylgalactosaminyltransferase 9 (gene Pgant9). Gene Ontology annotation, biological process: protein O-linked glycosylation. The record is from RefSeq and is a predicted model, not a curated record. Gene Ontology annotation, molecular function: polypeptide N-acetylgalactosaminyltransferase activity. Lineage: Eukaryota; Metazoa; Arthropoda; Insecta; Hymenoptera; Megachilidae. Gene Ontology annotation, cellular component: Golgi apparatus.
GCGGCAUCGAGGCGUGAGUGUCUACGCGAGUAACAGUUUUCCGGCUCGAUUCCCAAAACUUUCACGGUUAUUCGCUUGAACCCGACGACUUCGUGAGAGAUUGUCUUCUGCCGUAGAAAACGAGAGCUGAUGAAUAGCGAACGGAAGUCGAUCAUCUGGGCGAAUCGGAAGCUGUGAACCGAGGACGUUCUCACGGCUCGAAGGAGACGGAUUUUAUCGGGACAAUAAUCCUGGAGAUUUUGGAUACAGUAAUUGGUCCAAUGCGGUGAUACUCGAAGAACCCAUCCAAGGAAUACAUAUCAGUCCAUAUCACUUCGGUCCAUACCUACCCCUUUGACCAAUUGAACAUAUCGAUCUUCCGCAAAUCAGCUGAAAUGCAGGACCAACGAUGAUCCAUCGUCCCCGAACAGUUCAUAUCGGAUGUCGAUCUCGCGUGAUCGGCAAGCUGUCCAACAGUGUCUCGUAACCGGAUCGUUUCUCCCCGACUUUCGUUCAGGAUUUCGAGGUACCUCGCGAAAAGGGGGACCGGUGUACAUAGUUUGGUGGAAGUUGGAGGCGAAAGAGGAGUAGCAAGACGAAAGGAGAGGAUGUCGCUGAGGUAACGCGAUCUCUCGAGCCGGCUGAAGAACGAUCGUGAAUCGAACCGUGCUCGAAAGGGGAAUAUCGGGUGAAGAAGAAGGGUUACCUUAGCGUUCAAUCGAAAAUGGGUUUCCCCAGAAGGAGAUCGUUGUGGUUGAAGGUGGCCGUGGUGGCCGCCGCGGUGUGGAUCACCGUGUGCUUUUUGCUCUACACGGAGGAUCGGGCGAACGCGGCCGUUCAGGGUUUGGCGCCGUCCGGCGUCGCGGCGCCUCAGAUGGCCAAUGGAUUCGUGCCGGUUGCGGCACCGCUUAGAAAGGAGACGCCACUUAGUGCGCAGGCGAAGGCCAAGGUGGUGCAGGCUGGACCCGAACAAGGCGGUGGUGUACUCGUUGCUCCUCGCGAACAGGACUCGAGUGCUCCUGGUGAAAUGGGGAGGCCUGUGAUUCUGCCGACAAAUUUGACUGCUGAAACUAAAAAACUCGUCGACGAUGGAUGGCUAAACAACGCGUUCAAUCAGUACGUCAGCGACCUGAUUUCUGUUCAUAGAACACUGCCUGAUCCCCGCGAUCCAUGGUGCAAAGAACCUGGAAGAUAUUUGAAAGAGCUUCCACCCACAGCAGUGAUCAUUUGCUUUCAUAACGAGGCCUGGUCAGUAUUGCUGAGGACAGUUCAUUCUGUGUUAGACAGAUCACCGGAACACUUAAUACAGGAAAUCAUCUUGGUCGAUGAUUACUCUGACAUGCCACACCUCCAACGUCAACUGGAAGACUACAUGAUGAACUACCCCAAAGUGCAAAUCAUUAGGGCGCAAAAACGAGAGGGUCUUAUUAGAGCACGCUUACUCGGGGCUGCAGCCGCGAAGGCACCUGUUCUCACAUACUUGGACAGCCAUUGCGAAUGUACCGAGGGUUGGUUGGAACCACUUCUCGAUCGGAUUGCUCGUGAUCCAACGACAGUCGUUUGCCCCGUGAUCGAUGUUAUCGACGACACCACACUGGAAUAUCACUGGCGAGAUUCCGGUGGCGUGAAUGUCGGUGGUUUCGAUUGGAAUCUCCAGUUCAACUGGCACGCGGUUCCUGAAAGGGAGAAAAAGAGGCACAAGAAUCCCGCAGAGCCUGUAUGGUCACCGACGAUGGCUGGCGGCCUCUUCUCGAUAGAUCGAGCUUUCUUCGAACGCCUCGGCACGUACGACAGUGGCUUUGAUAUUUGGGGUGGCGAAAAUCUCGAGCUUUCUUUCAAAACCUGGAUGUGUGGAGGCACCCUGGAAAUCGUGCCGUGCUCGCACGUGGGCCACAUCUUCCGGAAACGUUCGCCGUACAAGUGGCGUAGCGGCGUGAACGUGCUCAAGAGGAACAGCAUACGGCUGAGCGAAGUAUGGCUGGACGAGUACGCCAAGUACUAUUACCAGAGGAUAGGUCACGACAAGGGCAACUACGGGGACGUGUCGGAUCGGAAGGCCCUCAGGAAGAAACUCGGCUGCAAAUCGUUCAAAUGGUACCUCGACAACGUUUAUCCGGAACUGUUCAUACCUGGAGAAGCUGUGGCUUCCGGCGAGGUACGUAAUCUCGGAGAAGGAGGUAACACCUGUCUGGAUUCGCCAGCACGCAAGGCAGACUUGCACAAACCGGCUGGGCUCUACCCCUGCCAUCGACAGGGUGGAAAUCAGUACUGGAUGUUGAGCAAGACCGGGGAGAUCCGCCGAGACGAGUCGUGCUUGGAUUACAGCGGCACCGAUGUCAUCCUCUAUCCAUGUCACGGUAGCAAGGGUAAUCAACAAUGGAUUUAUAAUCCUCAGACGAAGCAGAUCAGACACGGCAGCAGUGACAAAUGUCUGGCGAUCACGGAGAGCAAACAGCGUCUGAUCAUGGAGGAGUGUUCUCCGAGCGCAGCGAGACAGAGGUGGUCCUUCGAGAAUUACGAUCCAACGAAGCUGUGAUAUCGCGCCUUUUCGCGUCGUCAAUCGAAGGAUCUAAUCCGGAAGUUCGAUCAUCCGGGUUCCUGGGUGUCUGUUCAACGUUACUCCGUCGCUAGAACCCGUUUCGGAAGAUAGGCGGCGUGGUUUCGGGGCUUGAACGUCCCGAAACGUCAUCGAUCAGACACUCGAGAUCCAUCGCGAGACGAAUAACACGCUCCGUGAUAACACGCGCUAAAGCAUCGAAGAGAUCCGAUACGGCGAAAUGUAAUUUUCUAAGUUGUAAGACAGAAGUGCAAUAGAAACGUCGUUUGAGGGGUGAUCGAGGAGAAAACUGUCCCUUCGAUAUAUAUGCUGUAAUCGAUGUACAAUGAAAGACCCCGGGACACUUUGUGAGUGAUCGAGAGUCGAUUGUGGCUCGAGGAAUGCUUUCGCUGGCAUUGAAGGAUUGAAAGCUUCCCGGAGGAGCGUGAAACGGUAAAUAGUUGGGUGUAGGAUUUCAAUCUUCUUCUUCUUCGUCUUCUUUAAGAGCUCGUUGAGGAGGGGAUGUUCUUUUAAUUUUAUUCCUUGUUAACGAGUGCUUUUUGUCAGUUGGACGGUGUUGCUCGUAAUUGUCGUUUUUAUUCCUUAACGAGUUUAUUGGGAAAUGUGACACCUUAGCUGAACUGUCCUUAAUAUUUUUAUUCUUUGACGAGUUUUUUUGCAAGCUCAUUAAAAUAAGAACAUGUAGCACUACAAAUUAUAGCAAUACUUGGAGCUAGCAGUUUUUAUUGGUUUUUAUUACGUAAAUUUAUUUGCGAAUCGUGGAGAAAUUUAGAUAGUGUAAUGGGACAUAGUGAUACUUGCCCAGUGGCAUUAGUAGUUUUUAUUUAAUUUUAUUGCAGAGAUUAUUGAGAAAAUGAGAAUAUAUAAUACGACAAAUUGUACAUCUUUAUUUUAGAAAUUUUUAGACACUAGGUUACAUAUGCAUAGUUAAAUUUUAUGUUGCCAACAAAUAAUGCGAUAGCAAAUAAUAUGAAAAUAUAAAAGAAGGUUUCAGCGCCUAAUCAACACAAGAUUAACAGUUACGAGUGACACUAUUUCCUCGGAUAGUUUAUGAAGUUGAAUCGUUGCGUUUAAAAAGUUUGAUGAGUUGAAUGUUAAAUAAUGGAGUUACAUAGCUUUGCACAAGUACUUAUCCAUCGAAUGUGUUGUUCGAUGAAUAUAUAAUUUAGGUUAAUAUUGAGAUUACAAAGAGCGGAUCAAUGCAUCAAUGACAGCGAAAAGCGUGUCAAAUAAUUCGUUCAUUUUAUUGAGAUUGAUAAACGAACACAUCGGUCUUCGAUCGUUGCUUUUGAUCGUAGAUCAUUGUUUUAAAGAGCGAUUUUUGUGAGCUGAGAUACGAGUGCCAUCUCAGAGACGAUUUGGUGAUUUUGUUUCAUUGGUGAAUGACGAAUCGUUAGUUGUAAGUAAAAUUUUGUAUUUAGAAAUUUAAUGUGUACAAUGGAGAUUCCAUAUUUAAUUUAGUCUAAAAAUUUUUUUAUAAAAUUCAUAAUUUUAUAUAUAAAAAAACAAAGUUGUGUGAUCUUAUAUUUGUAUGUGAAAAAAAAAUUGUAAUAAUAUAAAUCCUAUUUAAUUUAAAUUUAGUAUAUAACUUUCAAGAACAGAUAUCCAGAAUGAAAAAUUCACUGAAAUUUUGUGUGAAUUAAAUUUUCAUUGCAUCCUGAAUAAACUUUAUAGUAAUAAACCAAGAAUAAAC